Adineta steineri is the source of this 1344-nucleotide messenger RNA. NCBI's taxonomy places the organism in Eukaryota, Metazoa, Rotifera, Eurotatoria, Adinetida, Adinetidae. The record is from the annotation of a GenBank genome assembly.
AUGGUAGAUUUUUACAAACGAUCGUUUUGGCAUUUCACAUUGAAAGAUAUAUUAAUUAUUAUAUCUUCAGUUGCUAUACCCAUAGCUCUUGCUAUUUAUACUGCAAUAGGAUCUGAACAACAAAAACAACAAGCUGAGAAAAAACAAAAGUUUGAUUUUGAACAAUCAAUAGAACUAAGACAACAAACACUUUAUGAUGAAUUUUUAAAUAAUAUUUAUAAAUUAGAUAAAGAUGGUUAUCUCAAUGACAUAAGAAAUCCAUGGGCAUUUGCCAAUGCAUAUUAUCGUGCUGCUCAUCGUCAAUGGGAUACAAUACGGAAAGCAGAUGUUUUACAAUUUCUGAAAGAAAAACAAUUAAUUGGUAGAAAUAAUUGUACUAAUGGAUGUAGAACAACAAAAUUAGAUGAUAUAAUUCGUUUGAAUGAAUUAAGUUUUGAUAAUGUACGUCUAACAAGUGAAACUGGUGUAUUAAAUAAGUUGAAUUUACAAUGCAUUUCUUUUGAUCAGGUAUCAAUGUCAAAUGGGGAGUUUUUAUCUGUUAAUUUAAAUGGUGCAUCAUUUGAUGGAGCACGGUUAGAUAACGCGAAAUUUGAUGGUUCAUCUUUACUUUGUGUUAGUUUUAAUGGUGCAGAUCUAGCAGGUGCACACUUUUCAAACAGUGAUUUGUCAGGAGCUGAAAUAACGGAAGAUCAAAUAAAACAAGCAUCUUUUCACAAUGUAACUAUGCCGAACGGAAAGAAGAGCGAAACUACGUCCUCAACGACAACAAAAAAACCUAUAACACAAACAACAAUAAUGAUGAAAACAAAAAUGUCAACAACAUCAUCAUCAUCCAUAACGUCGACAUCAACAACAACAUCAUCAUCCACAACAUCAACAUCAGCAACAUCAUCAUCAUCAUCCACAACAUCAACAUCAACAACAUCAUCAUCAUCAACAACAUCAACAUCAACAACAUCAUCAUCAUCAACAUCAACAUCGACAUCGACAUCAACAACAUCGACAUCAACAUCAACAGCUCCACCUUGCAGUACUGCUUGUUGUACUGGUGGUACUGGUCCUACUACUUGUACUGCUUGUAUUGACACUGAUCAUGGUAAUGUUAAUGCUGUUUGUCGUUAUGCUAAUCCUAUUAGUGAUGUUAGUCAUGUUUCUGGUAGUUAUGCUAACGGUAAUGGUGAUUAUGGUAAUUUUCUUAAUAAUCCUGGUCCUGGUUAUUUUAUUUAUGAUACUAAUGGUCGUUAUAGUGGUAAUGCUAAUGCUAAUAUUCCUUGUACUACCGAUUAUACUGGUGGUGCUAAUAAUUAUUUUUCUAGUAAUGCUGAUUAUACUUAUGGUUGUUGA